UGACAGUACAGACUCACUUCGUCAGCAGUAAACUACAUACUUUUCACCCAUUCCUAACACGCCAUAACAAAAAAAUACCGAAAAUGCCGGCGGACAUCGUCACCACGGAGCAGCUGCGCUACCAGCUCGCGUUCACCCACCGAAUGGACAUGACCACCAGGGCCUGGAUUGAUCGCUUCUCGUGGUUCCCCAAGAUGCAGGAGUGCCACUAUCGCAGGAUCAACCAGAUCUACGAGGAAAGUCGCCAGGAGUACGGCGCGAAGCACUUCGACCUCUACGCCCGGCGCCGGCGCUUGGGCAAGAAUAUCUCGCCGUUGUACGAGGACGUGAAGAAGUCCAGCAAGGGGCCCCGGUCUCUGGAGGUAGAGCUAAACUUGGCCAAGGUGCCGCCCACCGAGAAUGGCGAGUACGGCCGGGUGAAGCCCACGGCCCUCCAUUUUUGCUAGGAUGUCGAGAGCCAAAAGAGACUGCCGGUGGAGGGAGUUGGAGGUGUUCUGGACUCCACUGGGGCAAAGUCUGCUCCCGGUGCCCCACCACCGGCCCGCACAAUUAUACUAUCAUCGUCCGCUGACAAUGCAACUCUCAAUGGCCGUCACUCACUCAUUACGCGAUUUUUGCAUGACCGUGCGCAUAAUUAACAAGGUGUGAAUGUCAGGCUGCGCCGACAGCAACCGGUCCGCUCUAGAGCUCCUCCUGUGCUCCUCCAGCGGGUGAUCACUGUACCAGCGGCUUUCCUACUCCGGAAGGUUCGCACAGGUAAUUAAGUGAUCGCGUCUGUCCACUCGUUGUGAUGACUCGCCUAGUUUUUGUGUGCUAUGGAAGCUCUUUUUUUGAACACAAAGGCAUGGAAAUAUGAAAAUUCCGGAUAUUAUGACUGCCAUGAUGUAUAUCCCGCUAAGAACGGGGGCGGAUCAAUGAUAGAUGAUGCCUUUUCGAUUUUUAAAACAAUUUCAUAGAUUUACACGCACUUUACUCGUAUAUUGAAUAAAUUCUCGAUCUGCAAAUAAAACCCAAUAAAAAUUA
Molecule: messenger RNA, 1023 nt
Organism: Drosophila bipectinata
Lineage: Eukaryota; Metazoa; Arthropoda; Insecta; Diptera; Drosophilidae
Source: RefSeq, a predicted model, not a curated record